AUGGUUUUACAUUUUGAAAGUGUUCAUACGUUUGAUCAUGACUUUGCUACAGCCACCACAGCCUAUUAUAACCGGUACCCUAAUCCUUAUACUAAUAAUGUUCAAUGUAUGGAUAUGCUUGAUUGCCAUGUUGACAGUGACGGGUGUCUUUGGACCACUCGUAUGAUGAAGAAGACUGGCAGGCUACCUAAAUUCAUAAAGCCUAUAUUGGGGAACAGUUUAAGUUCAUGGGUCAUUGAAAAAUCGGUUAUUAACCCUGAAACUCAAACCAUGUGGAGUUAUACAGCCAAUAUGGAUCAUCGAAAGUUUAUUAAAGUUGAAGAAUACGUCAAAUAUCGAGUAGUUGAUGGGAAUAGUGGUCAAACAACUGUUAACUCCAAAGUUAUCUUUCUGUCUAAUUUAAUUGGGUUAAAGCAGAAAGUCGAACAGUGGAGUCACAAUAAGUUUACUCAAAACAUAAAGAAUUCCAGAGAGGGAAUGAUGUAUGUUAUGAAUUCCUUUAAAGAGAAGAGAGAACUAUGGAUGAAAAAUAAUCAAAGUCUAAUAACAUAG
Molecule: messenger RNA, 552 nt
Organism: Lizanozyma spartinae
Lineage: Eukaryota; Fungi; Ascomycota; Pichiomycetes; Serinales; Debaryomycetaceae
Exons: 1
Coding region: 1-552 (183 amino acids)
Biological process (GO): phospholipid transport
Cellular component (GO): mitochondrial intermembrane space
Molecular function (GO): phosphatidic acid transfer activity
Source: RefSeq, a predicted model, not a curated record